AUGCCGCUGGGGCCAGCACGCCCCGAGCCGUGGCCAAGCACCGUCGAGGAGGCUCUCGCACUGCCUGCAAGCUGGCAUGUCAACGAGCGCUUCCUGCGGGCGCUCGCGAGCGGUCCAGAUCCCGAGCACAACGCCCUUAUGGUCCAGUCGUACAUCGCCUUCCUGUGGAACAGCUUCAGCACGGCGCGGUGGGCAAAUACGUUCCUGUGGAAAUGCGUCGCAGCAGUCGCGCUCGUCGGCCUCGCCAGGCGCCUCAUCACGCCCGCCAGCAUCCGUCAGCUCCCGCGACCGCUUCGACGAGCGCACACCUCGUUCGUCAAGCACUACUCGCUCGCUCCUUUGGCCGGCUCGACGGCUCUCGCUGCCCGUCCGGUCCUGUCGAAAUCAAGCUGGAGCGCGUGGACGACGGUACAAGUUCCGCUGCGGCCGCAGGCCGUCCUCGUCGCGGCGUACGUCGUCGCCAACAUCGUCGUCGUCUUCUCCGGCUACGACAUCCCGAUCCCGAACGGCUUCUACUCGGAGAAGGACGGCCACCUCGCGCCAUUUAUCCGUCACGCGUCGGAUCGGACCGGGGUCCUCGCCCUUGGCUCGACGCCGCUCGUCUUCUUGCUCGCCGCCCGCAACUCGCCCAUCACGUGGACGGCAGGCGUCGACUUUGGCUCGCUGCAGCUGUUUCACCGGUGGAUCGCGAGGGUGACGUACGCCAACGCGGCGAUGCACGUCCUCGGCUACUCGUACAUUCACCUCGAGGCGCACGACUGGUCGGUCUGGGCCCUCGUCGAGCGCAAGUACCUCGUCCUCGGUUGGCUCGCCUUCAUCGGCGGCUGGGUCCUCUGCUUCGGCGCCGUGCGGCGCGUCCGACAGCGCGCUUACGAGUUCUUUUUGAUCAUGCAUAUCAUUGCCGCCAUCAUGUGGCUCGUCGGCGCCUUCUUCCACGUCUUCCUCCUCGGCGCACGGGGCGCGAGCCACCUUCAGCCGUGCUACCUCGCGCUCGCCCUGUGGGGCUUCGACCGCGGCGCACGGCGAGCUCUCGUCCUGUGGUACAACACGGGCCUCGGCCGGGCUGUGCGUCGCACUCGACGGCCGACUGCCUCGUCGCGAGAACCUGUCGCGGCAGAAGGCCUCCUCCUGGGCGGCUCGACCGACUUUGUGCGCCUCCGCAUUCAGCCCAAGUCGCCUUGGUCGUCGUCACGAGGCGGGCCCGGGUCGUUCGUCUACGUGUCGUGCUUCUCGGCCGGCCACCGCCUGUGGGAAAGCCACCCGUUCUCGAUCGCCUGGCCUCUCGGCGUCCCCGAGCACCUCGACGACGACCUCGACGACGACAGCGGCCCGUCGACGCCGAGCAGCUGUGCGAGCGGGUCGAUGCAGGGCAAGUCGACUCGGCUCGACACCCUGUCGCUCGCCGCCGGUCGGGCCCGGGUGGACGCGCCCGUCGCCUUGCCGCGCUCGGACCCGUUCGACGAGCAGGCGUCGCCCGAGGGCUUCGAGCUCCUCGUCAAGCGCUACUCGGGCUUCACGCAGUCGCUCGUCGACUCGCUGUCCCUCCCGCUGUCGGCCAUCCCGUCGUCGGCCGACGACGAACCACUUGUGCUCGCCGAGCCCGACGACGAUGUCGCCCUCCCCGAGCCCUCUCGCCGUCGAGCUCCGCUCCGCAUCGUCGUCGAGGGGCCCUACGGCGCCGCCAACUCGUCGCACCCGUGCGCAACGGCGCGGCAGGCCCUGUUCGUCGCCGGCGGGACCGGCGUCGCCAUGGUCACGAGCCAGCUCGCCGACCUCGGGCUCAAGGUCCUGCAACAGAGCGGCGAGACGGUCUGCGAGAGGGUGACCGUCGUGUGGUCAGUGCGCGAGUCGAACACGGUGGCGCUCCUCGUGCCGUACCUUUACCGCUUGUACCGCCUAUUCUACGCGUCUCCCUCUUUCCGACAACGCCGUCUCGACUCGACUCGCCGGGACCCGCACUUGCCAUCGUCUUUCGUCCACUUGCACAUCUACGUCACCUCCACCUCUUCCUGCCCCUCGCCCCCACUCGCCUCCCUCGACUCGCUCGACCUACCCUCCUCUUUCUUGCGGCUCAUCGUCCACGACGACGGUCGCCGCCCCGACAUCGGCGCCCACGUCGACGCACUGGCCCCGCAGGACGAGGACGACCCGGACGAGCUGCUCGUCGUCUCGUGCGGCCCGGCGGCGCUGUGCGACGCGACGAGGGAGGCGGUGCGCUCGCGUCUCGGUCGGUGGGAAGCGUGCCGGCUCAUGCAUAGCGAGGAGGCGGUCGUUUGGUGAUUCUCGCAGCGUAGACUCUCUCUUUCUCUUUCUUUCUUUCUCUCUCUCGUCCUCUGUUGUCGAGCAUGUCUGUAUUUGCGACGCUCGAGCCUC
Molecule: messenger RNA, 2373 nt
Organism: Rhodotorula graminis WP1
Lineage: Eukaryota; Fungi; Basidiomycota; Microbotryomycetes; Sporidiobolales; Sporidiobolaceae
Exons: 8
Coding region: 1-2280 (759 amino acids)
Biological process (GO): iron ion transport; copper ion import; intracellular iron ion homeostasis
Cellular component (GO): plasma membrane
Molecular function (GO): ferric-chelate reductase activity
Source: RefSeq, a predicted model, not a curated record